AUGACUAAUUGGAGAAAAGCAAUGGAAGUAUUUAAUACGCAUGUUGGUGGUGUAGCUAGUGCUCACAAUGAUGCGAGAACACAACUUGAGGCUUUUAAAAAUCAACGACAAAGUGUGUCACAUUUGCUACAAGCACAGGGGCGUGAAAUGGAGGUUGCAUAUCACACUCGAUUAACGGAAACUUUAGAUGUUACACGCUUUCUUUUGAAACAAGGUUUGCCUUUCCGUGGACAUGACGAGUCAUUGAAUUCUUCAAAUAAAGGUAACUUUCUUGAAUUGAUUGAGUGGUAUACCCAAAGAAAUGAUGAGGUUGCCAAGACCAUGAAUGAAAAUGCCCCUGGAAACAAUCAAAUGAAGUCUCCAACAGUUCAAAAGGAUUUAACACGGGCUUGUGCUGCUGAAGUCACAAAUGUCAUUCUUAAUGAUAUAAAAGACAAUAUAUUUUCUCUUAUGGUUGAUGAGUGUCGAGAUAUUUCAAUCAAAGAACAAAUGGGAGUUGUUUUAAGAUACGUGAACAGACAUGGAUGUGUUAUUGAAAGAUUUCUUGCUAUUAUUGAGAGGUCAAGAUACGAUGGAGCUUCAAAUAUGCGAGGUGAGUAUAAUGGAUUGAAGGCUCUUAUAUUGAAGGAAAAUUCAUCUGCAAGAUAUGUCCAUUGUUUUGCUCACCAACUUCAACUAGUUGUUGUUGCAGUUGCUAAAAGCAAUCGAAUUGUGAGUGAUUUCUUCCAAUAUGUUACUAUGAUUGUGAAUAUUAUUGGUGCUUCAUGCAAAAGAAAAGAUAAGUUUAGACAACUUGAACAUGAUAGACUUGUAGAAUGUUUGGAGAAAGGUGAUAUUGUUAGUGGCAAAGGAAAAAAUCAGGAAAUCAGUUUAAAACGACCAGGGGAUACUCGUUGGGGUUCACAUUACAUGACUAUUAUCCGUUUGAUGUCUACGUGGACUUCUGUUUUACAAGUGCUUGAAAAUGUGUAUGAUGAUGGUACUAAUGAUGAUAAUAGUGGUAUCGCCACCAGUUUAAUUGAUAAGAUGGAGAAUUAUGAAUUUGUGUUUGUGAUGCAUUUGAUGAAAUCUUUAUUCGGAAUCACAAAUGAGUUGUCACUUGCCUUACAACAAAAGGAUCAAAACAUUGUACUGGCUGUCAGUUUGAUCAAGACAAUGAAAGUUCGAUUACAAAAAUUGAGAGAGGAAGGAUGGGAGAAUUUUUGGACGUCGUCAACAAAUUUUGUAGUAACCACAUGA
This is a messenger RNA of Zingiber officinale, 1239 nucleotides long. RefSeq names its product zinc finger MYM-type protein 1-like. The transcript has 2 exons. NCBI's taxonomy places the organism in Eukaryota, Viridiplantae, Streptophyta, Magnoliopsida, Zingiberales, Zingiberaceae. Bases 1 to 1239 code for a protein of 412 amino acids. The record is from RefSeq and is a predicted model, not a curated record.